Molecule: messenger RNA, 1936 nt
Organism: Octopus sinensis (East Asian common octopus)
Lineage: Eukaryota; Metazoa; Mollusca; Cephalopoda; Octopoda; Octopodidae
Product: intraflagellar transport protein 74 homolog
Exons: 23
Coding region: 131-1915 (594 amino acids)
Biological process (GO): intraciliary transport involved in cilium assembly; cilium assembly
Cellular component (GO): centrosome; cilium; intraciliary transport particle B
Molecular function (GO): beta-tubulin binding
Source: RefSeq, a predicted model, not a curated record
UUGUUUAGUAGUUAUCCCAUCAUGCAACUUGACUACCAUCCAACUAGCAACACGUUAUCAAAGUUAUUGAAACACUGAGAACUUUGUUUUAAGGGUUUACGGCAUCACCUCAUAGCCCCAAGCUGCAGAUAUGAGUCUACCCCCAAAAUCUGGUCGGUUAAGGACUGGCAGUUUCAGACCAAUAGGAUCUUCCGCCGGAAGACAACCAGGUACUGCUACGCGACUGACUACAGCAAUGAACCCAAGUGCAUCUCGAAGUGGUGGUCGUGUUGGGAACCAUUUAAUCUCUGGAGGAGCUCUCAAUGCUCAACUGACAGUUGUUGACCGACCAACCACUCAGCAAGGAUUAGGGACCAUGAAAACUGGCUUUAGAGGUCCACAGAGACAGGUGCAGGAUCGAACCUAUUAUCUUGGGUUAAUAAGGGCAAAGAAUAAUGAGUUGUCUGCUGAGAUUUCUAAGCUAAAAAAAGAAGUCGAGGUCAUCAAUGAAGAGAAUUCCAGUUAUCUGUCCUAUGAGAAAAGAGCUGAAACUCUGGCUGCAGAAAUAAGAGAUUUACAAGGAGAACUUGGAGAUUACAACACUUUGGUUGACAAACUAACAACAGAUGAAGACAUACAAGAUGUGAAUUAUGAUUAUAACGAUCUGAGAGUACAAAAUGAAAAAGAAGUCAAAGAUAUUGAACGUCUGUUUGAAGCCACAAAAGAGAAAGAAAAGCAAAUUUCUAAACUCGAGAAGGAACUUUCUGAUGAAAAAGAACUUGCAGAGAGUUUGAUUAAUGAUAUGGAACCAGAAUUAAAGAAGAAAUAUUCCAAAAUGAAAGAUAUUAAUGAGAACUUUGUUGAAGCUAUGGAAAAAAACCAACAAGCCAUUGAUGAACUAAAUUCAAAGGUCCAAAUUUUACAGGAGGAUUUAAUGAAGUCUCCAGCAAGACAAAAAGCUGUGCAAUUGUACAAACGGAAAGAUGAACUAGAGAUGCAGAAAGAGAGUCUGACAGAGGAACUGAAUUCUAAAGAGAGUCCCGAGGCAGAGCGUAACCGGCUUCUGAAACAACUUAAGUCAGACAACCAAGAAAUUGCCACUUUUGAACGCCAACUGAAUUCUCUACACAAUGACUGCGAACGACAACAAGAUGACUUGCAGCAACUGGAAGCUGACAUUCAAGAAAGCCAGAGCGAAGGCUUCCUGAAAUAUCAAAAGCUCAAGAAAAAAGAAGCUGUUAUUGAUGAAUUUAUACAAAAUUUUGAACAGAAUAAACAACAUGAAGAGUUAGCAAUUAACAGGGCCCAGGUGAACAUUGUUAAUUUAUUGGAAAAGAUCAGUCAGAAUAUCAACCGAUCUUCCUUCAAUUUACCUUCCGGGGAUCAAUUAGAAGGCAUGAAAGAAAACCUGAACUACAAGGAGGGGGAGUUGAAAAACUCUGAGAGCACCGUGACCAACAUAUCAACUGAAAAUCAGAAACUUCAAGAAGAUCUUCAGAAAGUAGAACUACUUGAGAGUAAAACUCAUCGAGAGAUUUCUAUUUUGAAAGAGAAAAUUGCUAAAAUGGCUGAUGAACUUAUGACAUAUCGAGAUAUGAAGGGUUUGAAAGACAAAUCUGAAUGUAGAAAACAAAAAUUACUCCAAGACAAAGCUGUGCUAAAGAUGAGGACCAACCAACUCCGACAACUGGUAGAAGGACUCAAGGCAGGAUAUAAUCAGCAGACAGCUGAAAUGGCUGAUAAUGAAACUUAUACACAGCUUGGGAAUCUUGAAAAGAAAUGGCAACAGCUUGAACAGAACAACCACACCUUGAAAGAAUAUAUUGGCAGCAAGACAGCAGAGUGUGACUAUGAACCCAUCAAGACACAGGUGUUCUUCCAUGUGGAUAAAUACAACGGUCAACUACAACAGAUGCUGUCAAACACUGGCUUGUGAAAUAAAAUUUAUUAUCGUUGA